AUGGCUCGCGCAGCAGUCGUCCUUCUCGCGUUACUCGCGCUCGCGUGCGCGCGCCCCUCCUCCUCCGCGCGCGUCUUGAACGCGGCGGAGACCUCGGACGUCGCCUCCGUCGAGGCGUCCGACGCGCCGGCUUUUUGCCACGGCAUCGAUUGCCCAGCCUUCGACGUCGUGAAGACGACGGACGCGUACGAGGUGAGGAAGUACCCGGGCGAGUUGAAGUGGACGACCACGACCGUGACCGGGCUGACGUACGACGCCGCGGUCAGCGCCGGGUUCGAGCGCUUGUUCGGGUACAUAUCCGGCGCGAACGCGAAGAGAGAGAAGAUCGAGAUGACCGCGCCCGUCCGAGUUCGCGUCGUCCCCGGCGAAGGCCCGUUCUGCGAGAGCAACUUCACGGUGUCGUUCUUCGUGCCGUUCGCGCCGGACGGCGGCCGCGCGACGCAGAUCGACCCCCCGAAACCGGUCGACGAGAGGGUGAAGAACGAGGUCGACGCGUGCGCGUUCACCGCGCGCGUCAAGACGUUCGGCGGGUGGGCGCGAGAGACGUCCAUCCUCGCCGCCGCGACCGAUCUGAGCGACGCGCUGAGGGCGGACGGGGAGGUGGACGCGGCGAACGCGGGGAAGGAUCACUUCUUUUACGCGGGGUACGACUCCCCGUUCACGAUCGCGGGGAGGCACAACGAGGUGUGGUUCGUCGUGCCGGAUCCGGACUGUGAGACGAGCUAG
Molecule: messenger RNA, 726 nt
Organism: Micromonas pusilla CCMP1545
Lineage: Eukaryota; Viridiplantae; Chlorophyta; Mamiellophyceae; Mamiellales; Mamiellaceae
Exons: 1
Coding region: 1-726 (241 amino acids)
Molecular function (GO): heme binding
Source: RefSeq, a predicted model, not a curated record